Molecule: messenger RNA, 1124 nt
Organism: Mustela erminea (ermine)
Lineage: Eukaryota; Metazoa; Chordata; Mammalia; Carnivora; Mustelidae
Gene: SPACDR
Product: chromosome 20 C7orf61 homolog
Exons: 3
Coding region: 303-914 (203 amino acids)
Source: RefSeq, a predicted model, not a curated record
GAAGGGCCUCGGGGGUUGGGGUCAGGGCCAGGCAGGGUCACACAAUGGGCUAGAACUCUGCCUUCCUCUGAGUUCUCAUCCACUUUGACUCCUCUCCCUGUCUCAGGGAGGGGAGGUAGGACUCAGGAUGAGUUGUCAGUGAAGGCUUUCCCCCUGGAUUCUCUAUUUCUUUCUUCUCGGCUGUGCCUGAAGGCCCCAAGAGACCCCUCAGGUGGUGGCCACUGGCCCGCAGCCUGUUCCCCUCCACCCUUGGUACCGCAUGCUUGUCCUGCCCCCUACUUGGUGCUCUUGUAUUGGGGGAAAUGGCUGUGGUAAUGAGGUUCUUCCGAUGGAUUUGGCGAAAGAUUACUCGCUGGGUUUUCUUCUGGAAACACAAAGCUAAGUCCACCGUCGUGGAACACUCUGACUCCCAGAAAAGUGUAGUGAAGGUGGAGAAGACUCCCAAAGGGACCGACACGUUCAAGUUGGUUGAGCUUUGCGAGGAGGCUAAGGUCUCCAAGACCGAGGAGCCCCCCAAGGCAGCUGAUGCCGUCACGCUGGUCAAAUCAGUGGAUCACGUCGAGGUGGAGCAGAAACGGGGGCGCCGAUCCCUGCUGCAGCUUCCCCGGACAGCUGUCAAGUCCGUCUCCACACUCAUGGUCUCGGCCCUGCAGAGUGGCUGGCAGAUGUGCAGCUGGAAGUCCUCUGUGAGCUCUACCUCCAUUUCCUCCCAGAUGAGGUCUGGGUCUACUCUGGAGACGCCAGAGGCUGAGAUGCUGCGGGAAGUCUACCUGGUGCUGUGGGCCAUCCGGAAACAGCUGCGACAGCUGGCCCGCAGGCAGGAGAGGCGGAGGCGGCGCCACAUCCGGGCCCACGGUGGCUCCCAACCUGAGGCAGUUCAGGGCCUGAAACAGGAUGCCCGGAGUCCCCUCUAGGGGGGGACCCCACAUCCUCCAAAAAGCCCCCACCUCACUGUUAGGUAAGGUUGAUAGGAGAGGUUAGGGCAGCAGGCCGGGAGUUGUGGGUGAGGAGAAGUUUUCAUACUGUCACCCCUCAUCGGGAGCCCAAGUCCAGGCCUGGGGUCCCACUUAUUCCCCUUCAUUCCGUUUAUUCGAUUUGUAAAAAAAAAAAAAAAAAAAAAAAAA